Molecule: messenger RNA, 549 nt
Organism: Sphenostylis stenocarpa
Lineage: Eukaryota; Viridiplantae; Streptophyta; Magnoliopsida; Fabales; Fabaceae
Source: the annotation of a GenBank genome assembly
AUGGAGGAGACAUUUCUCUCCACCUUCACGGAGCAACCCCACUCUCCCUGCACCUUCACUUCCCCACUCUCCUGCACCUUCACUUCCCCUCUUCCCUUUGAGCCUCGCACCCUCUCCACUGCUCAUCUCCAGCUCCCUCACCCCCUUCAUCCCCUAAAAACCCAAUCUCCUUCCUUUCUUCCCAUUUCCAGACCCUCACUUUGUACUUUCCCUCAUCCCUCCAUGAGCCCCCCACUCUCCAGCCCUCACUCCCCCAGCAACCUCCAUUUCCAUGCCCUAAACCACCGCCACCGCCACUUCACCCCCCCCCCGCGCUUCUACCUCCUCAUAUCACCAAUUCCAUCUUCUUCAAUUUACCCGCGGCACCCAAAUCGCCAAGCCACCACCACGGCCAUCCUCCAUCCAGCCGUAGCCACCAUUCGUGCCCAAUCUUCACCGUCCAAUCACCCAGCCACCACGGGAUUUGGCCGUGCUGCCAACCCUUCACCGCAGCCUAGUGUCCAUGAGUCAUCUCUCCCCUACAUCCGCGAACUACUGCCUUCACCAUAG